Molecule: messenger RNA, 1399 nt
Organism: Fukomys damarensis (Damara mole-rat)
Lineage: Eukaryota; Metazoa; Chordata; Mammalia; Rodentia; Bathyergidae
Gene: Smpd2
Product: sphingomyelin phosphodiesterase 2
Exons: 10
Coding region: 76-1338 (420 amino acids)
Cellular component (GO): cytoplasm
Molecular function (GO): sphingomyelin phosphodiesterase activity
Source: RefSeq, a predicted model, not a curated record
ACGCGACGCCGGCCACCUGUGCGCGCCUCCUCCGCUGAGUGGCCGGGGAGGCCGCUGGUCCGGUCCCGGAGCAUCAUGAAGCCCAACUUCUCUCUGCGACUGAGGGUCUUCAACCUCAACUGCUGGGACAUUCCCUACGUAAGCAAGCACAGGGCCGACCGCAUUGAACGCCUGGGAGACUUUCUGAACACGGAGAACUUCGACCUAGCCCUCUUAGAGGAGGUGUGGAGUGAGCAAGACUUCCAGUACCUAAGGCAGAAGCUGGCUGUGAUAUACCCAGCUGCACACUACUUCAAGAGUGGCAUCAUUGGCAGUGGCCUCUGUGUCUUCUCCAAACACCCAAUCCAGGAAAUCUGCCAGCACAUCUACACCCUCAAUGGCUACCCGUAUAUGAUCCAUCAUGGUGACUGGUUCUGUGGGAAGGCCGUGGGGCUGCUGGUGCUCCAUCUCAGUGGAGUGGUGCUGAAUGCCUACGUGACCCAUGUGAGUGAAGCCAGCAGUGCCCAGCUGUGCUGCAUGAGGCUGCAUGCCGAAUACAACCGACAGAAGGACAUCUACCUAACACAUCGUGUAGCCCAAGCUUGGGAACUGGCCCAGUUCAUCCACCACACAUCCAAGAAGGCAGAUGUGGUUCUGUUGUGUGGGGACCUCAACAUGCACCCAGGAGACCUGGGCUGCUGCCUGCUGAAGGAGUACACAGGCCUACAUGACGCCUACCUCAAGACCCAAGACUUCAACGGCCCUGAAGAAGGCUACACCAUGAUAAAGCAGAACUGCUACGUCAGCCAGCAGGACCUGGGCCCAUUUCCCUUUGGCAUUCGAAUUGAUUAUGUGCUUUACAAGGCGGUUUCUGGGUUCUACAUCUCCUGUAAGACUCUCAAGACCACUACUGGCCAUCACCCCCACAAUGACACCCCACUCUCUGAUCAUGAGGCCCUCAUGGCAACUUUGUGUGUGAGGCAUGGCCCCCCUGAACAGGACCCCAGCCCUCCCCACGGACCAGCAGAGACAUCAUCACUGAUCAGAGUGCUAAGGGAGGCCUGGAUGGAGCUGGGGCUGGGCAUAGCUCGAGCUCGCUGGUGGACUGCCUUCGCCAGCUAUGUGACUGGUCUGGGGCUGCUUUUCCUGGUGUUACUGUGUGUGCUGGCAACAGGGGAAGGGGCCAGGGAAGUGGCCAUACUGCUCUGGAGCCCCAGUGUAGGACUGGUGCUAGGGGCAGGUGCAGUCUCCCUCUUCCACAUGCAGGAAGCCAAAAGCUUAGGUAGGGUUCAGGCUGAGCUCCAGCAUGUGCUGGGAAAGGCAAAGGAGGCCCAGGACUGUACCCAGAGCCUCAGCUAGCCCCAUUCCUGGGCCAGCUGGACAAGGACAGAGCUGAGGAAUAAUAAAGCUUGAUACUUCA